Penicillium cinerascens is the source of this 1080-nucleotide messenger RNA. Its product is annotated as ribosome biogenesis protein BRX1. The transcript has 2 exons. Lineage: Eukaryota; Fungi; Ascomycota; Eurotiomycetes; Eurotiales; Aspergillaceae. Gene Ontology annotation, biological process: ribosomal large subunit assembly; rRNA processing. The record is from RefSeq and is a predicted model, not a curated record. Gene Ontology annotation, molecular function: rRNA binding. The coding region runs from base 1 to 1080 and encodes 359 amino acids. Gene Ontology annotation, cellular component: nucleolus.
AUGGCAGCAGUUUACAAGAGUAUUUCCAAAAAGCAGGCCCGUCAGCCUGUUGAGGAGGUGGAUGAGGAUAUGGAUAUGGAUAUGGAGGAUCUUCUCAACGAUGCGGACGACACCACGGACAGCGAAGAAGACGAGGAAGAAGACCGUAUCGCUGCGGCCAAGAAGCAGUUGGCCGCUGGGUUCAUGCCCAAGACCCGAGUUCUCAUCCUGACCUCGCGAGGUGCCUCGCAUCGUCACCGACACUUGAUGUCCGAUCUCUGCUCCCUCCUCCCCCACACUCACAAGGAGACCAAGCUUGAUACCAAGAAGAAGACCGCGGGUUACAACUUGUUGUUGAACUCGCUCGCCGAUCUCCACUCGUGCAACAUGAUCUUUUUCCUGGAGGCUCGCAAGAAUGGUCAGGAUCUCUACCUCUGGCUUUCGCGCCCCCCGAACGGCCCGACUAUCAAGUUCCAUCUCAACAAUCUUCACACUAUGGGUGAGCUCGGCGCCGGAUUCGCGGGUAACUGCCUCAAGGGCGGCAGAGGUGUGGUGGUGUUCGAUCGGUCAUUCGACGAGCAGGGCCCCGACAUGGCUGCCCCCGGCUCUGAAUACCGGUCGCUCAUUCGGGAGAUGUUGCGCGGUGUUUUCUGCGUCCCCAAGCGCGGCGUCAAGGGCAUGAAGCCCUUCGUUGACCGUAUCAUUGGUAUCUUCGGCGUGGACGGAAAGAUUUGGAUUCGUGUGUACGAGAUCCGCGAAUCUGAGGGCAGUGGCAAGAAGGACGGCGAAGAGACUGCCAAGUCCGCGCCCAAGGACAAGAAUGGCCUGCCCGAGGUCUCCUUGGUGGAGAUCGGCCCGCGCUUCGUUCUGACCCCCAUUGUGAUCUUGGAGGGCAGUUUCGGCGGCCCCGUCAUCUACGAGAACAAGGAAUACGUCAGCCCCAACCAGGUUCGUCGCGAGAUCCGCAUGGGCAAGGCCGGUCGCUACUCUCAGCGCCGGGACGUGCAGACGGAUCGUAUUGCCAAGCGUACCGAACUGGGACUCUCGGACAACUCCUCCCGGAAACACGAUGCCAUGGAGACAAGGAAGCUUUUUGCAUAG